AUGGCAGAUAUGUCAAUACCUUUCCACUCCCUCCGAUUCGACAAUACGCUGAGGGAGGAAAAUGGUGACCCCCAAAACAGCGGGAUGACCUUCGCUGGACCAGUAAUGGAGACCAGAGCAGAGGUCCAAGUUUUACAUUCUCACGUACAGCCUAUAGUCUCCACUUCAGUGUCCGACCCUGAAGGGAUGUCUGCACAGCUGAUGACAUCCCCAGCCUUUGACACCACGUCUGCACCUGUAACGGAAGCACCAGACUCUGGAGCACUGUCGCCAUCAGUAAUGCCAGGCUCCGACUCUGGGACACUGUCCCCACUGCUAAUGGCAGCUCCAGAUUCAGAAGCACUGUCCCCAUUGCUGAUGCCAGCCUCAGAUUCUGGAACACUGUCUCCAUUGCUGUCCACUUCAGACUAUGGAUUAAUAUCCCCGGGGUUGAUGACAAUUCCUGACUUUGGGACAAUGUCUGCAGCACUAAUGGCAGCACCACAUUCUGCAGAGAUAUCACCAUUGGCAAUGCCAGCUUCGUCCUCUGGAGCAAUGUCUACACCUAUAGUGAGCACUUCAUCCUCUGAAGCGACACCCACACCGUUGAUGCUGGCCCCAGAUCCUGGAGAGAUAUCCCCACUCCUGAUGCCCGACAUAAACCCUGGAGUGACGUCCACACAGCCCAUGUCAGCUCCAGGCUCUGAAGCAAUGUCACCUCUGCAAAUUACAGAUGAAGACACUGAAGCGAUGUCUCAAGUUCUAAUGACUGCUCUGGCCUCUGGAGAGAUAUCUUCACUGCUAAUGUCAGGCACAGACUCCGAAGCAAUAUCUUCACUGAUAAUGUCAGCCCUCGCUUCUGAAACAACGUCAACCCAGCCAAUGAGCACCCAAGACUCUGGGGAAGUGUCCACCCAGCUAAUGUCAGGCUCAGAUUCCGGAGUCGUGUCUUCACUGCUAGUGUCGGCUCCAGGUUCUGGAGCAAUGUCCACACCACUCCUAUCAGCUCCAGAUACCGGAGAAGUGCCCACAUUGCCAAAGCCAGCUCCGGAUGCUGAAGCAGUGUCCCCACUGCUAAUGACAGCCCUAACCUCUGGAGUGAUUCCCACGCAGCUGAUGUCAGCCCAAGACUCGGGACUGAUGUCCCCACAGUUCACACAGAAUCUAGACUCUCAAAUCAUGUCUACUCCACCAAUGAGAACGACAGCCUCUGGGGGGUUGUCCACAGCGCCAGUGAGAGCCCCUGACCCUGGAGCAAUGUCCAUACCGCAAAUGAGACCUCUGGCCUCUGGCAAUAUGGCUACAUUGCUAAAGACCGUUCCAGACUCUGGAACAUUGUCCACCCCACUGAUGACGGUCACAACUUCUGGAGCAAUGUCCACUGAGAAAAUGUCAACCACAGCCUCUAGAGUAAUGUCCUCACAGUUAACGAUGACCAGAACUUCUGGAGCAAUGUCUACAGGCUUUAUGAAAGCCACAGCCUCUGGGACAAUGUCCACCCUGCGAAUGAGACCCCUGGCCUCUGCGAUGACAUCUGCACCACUAAGGAGAGCCCCAGCCUUUGGAGCAAUGUCCACACAGCCAGUUACAGCCCAAGCCUCUGAAACAAUGACCACGCUACAACUGUCAUCCCCAGCCUCUGGGUCAAUGUCUACACUGCAAUUGAGAGCCCCUGUCUCUGGAGCGAUGUCUAUGUCACAAAGGAGAGCCACAGCCUCAGGAGUGACAGCUGUACCACAGUUGAGAGCCUCAGCCUCUGGAGCAAUGUCCACCCCACUGAUGACAGCCAAAGCCUCUGGAGCAAUGUCUACACUGGUAAUGAGAGACAGGGCCCCAGGAGUGAUGUCCUUGCCGCAAAUGAGAGCUACGGCCUCGGGAGCAUUGUCCAAGCCACUAAUGACAUCCAAAGCCUCAGAAGCCAUGUUCAUGCAGCAAAUGACAGCCACAGCUUCUGGAGAGAUAGCCACAAUGCUAAUGAGAGACACAGCUUCUGGAGCUAUGUCCGUGCGGCAGAUGACAGACACUGCCUCUGCAGGGAUGUCCACACCACUAAUGAGAGCCCCAGCCUCUGGAGACAUGUCCACACCACAAAUGACAGCUGCACCUUCUGGAACUGUGUCCAUGCCUCUAAUGGGAGCCCCAGACCCCGGAGCAAUGCCCACAGCGUUAAUGAGAGCCACAGCCUCUGGAAAGGUGCCCAGUCAGCCACUGAGCACCCAAGACUCUGGAGGGAUGUCCAUGUCUUUCAUGAGAUCCAGGAUCUCAGGAGGGAUGUCCCCACUGGAGAUGCAAACCCCAGCCUCUGAAAUGAUGUCCCCACCAAAAAUGAGAGCCCCGGCCUCUGGGGUGAUAUCCACACCACUAAUGAGAGCCCCAGACCCUGGAGAGAUGUCGGCACUGUUCACAAGAGCUUCAUCCUCUGGACAGAUAUCCCCACCACUAAUGAGAACCCCAGUUUCUGGAGAGAUAGCCACAUCCCUGAGAGUCCCAGCUUAUGGGACAAUGUCUACUCCACACAUGACAGCUACAGCCUCUGGAAUGAUGCCCAUGCCACAGAUGAGGGCUCCAGUGUCUGGAGCAAAGCCCACACCACUAAUGAGAUCCGCAGCUCCUGGAGCGAUGUGCAUGCCUCACAUGACAGCCACGGCCUCUGGAGGGGUAUCCGUGCCACUGAGGAGAAGCCCAGCCUCUGGAGCAACGUCCACACCACAAAUGAUGCCCACAGCUUCAGGAGAGAUGUACACACUACCAGUGCGAGCUCCAGCCUCUGGAGUAAUGUCCCCGCCACUAGCAAGAGCCCCAGUCUCUGGAAUGACGUCCACACCACUAUGGAGACCUUCAGCCUCCGAAGCCAUAUCCACAGAGUUAUCGAGAGGUCCAGUGUCUGGAAAGAUGUCCACCGCACAAAUGACAGCCAUGGCCUCUGGAGGGAUGCCCAAGCCAUUAAUGAGAGCCACAGCCUCUGGAACAAUGCCCAUGCCAUUGAUGUCAGCCAUGGCUUCUGGAGACAUGUCUGUGCCGCUAAUGAAAAGCAUGGCCUCUGGGGCAGUGUUCACGCUGCAAACGAGAGUCACGAGUUCUGGAUCUAUGUCCUUGCCACAUACAACAUACACAACUUCCGGAGGGAUGCCUGCACCGCCAGUGAGAGCCUCAGCUUCUGGAAUGAUGUCCAUGCCACUUCUGAGAGCCACAGCCUCUGGAGGGAUGGCCAUGCCACAAAUGACAGCCAUGGCCUCUGGAGGGGUGUCCAUGCCGCCAAUGAGGACCCCAGUCCCAGGAACCAUGUCCACACCACAAAUGGCAGCCACACCCUCUGGAAUGAUGUCCACUGUGGAAAUCAAAGCCACAGACUUUGGAGAAACAUCUGCCUCUCACAGCAAUGUCACAGCCUCUGGAUCAAAGUCCACACCACACAUGGCUGCCCCAGCCGCUGAAACAAUGAACCCACCACCAAAGGAAGUCCCAUCGUUUGGCAUGCUGACCCCAGCACUCUGUUACCUCUUAGAGGAACAGGAAGCAGCCCGGGGUUCAUGUUCUGUGGAGGAGGAGAUGGAGAUUGAUGAGGAGAAACAAAUGAAGGGCUUUUUGAAUGACUCAGAAAAAAUGGCGUUUCUGGUGUCUCUUCAUCUGGGGGCAGCAGAGAGGUGGUCCAUCUUGCAGAUGGAGGUAGGAAACCCCCUCUCAGAUGAAAAUAAAUCUUUCCUGAGCAGAUCACAGGGCUUGUAUGACUCCCUAUCCGAGAUAGACAUCCUCAGUGCUGUUCUUUGCCACCCCAAGCAGGGCCAGAAGUCAGUCAGGCAAUAUGCCACCGACUUCCUGCUGCUGGCCCGACAUUUGUCUUGGUCUGAUGCCAUUCUACGGACCAGGUUUCUGGAAGGGCUCUCGGAAGCUGUUACCACCAAAAUGGGCCGGAUCUUCCUGAAGGUGGCCGGCAGCCUAAAGGAGCUGAUAGACAGGUCUCUCUACACUGAGUGCCAGCUGGCUGAAGAGAAGGAUUCCCCGGGCAGGUCAAGCCAGGUUCUGCUGUCAGCCUGUAAGCGGAAUAAUGAGGAGGCGAUGGAGAAUGAACUGAACUCUUAUCAGCAGACUGAGGAGCACCAGCAUGUUCCUAAACGCUGUUACUACCUGAAAGAGCAUGGAGACCCUCAAGAGGGUCUGCAUGACCACCUCCGACAGAGCACAGGCCAUCACAAGGCCCCUACCAACAAGUAAUUCUUUCUGGAAUCUUCUACUGUGAUGUCUGACUCCGCUGCUAACUUGAGGACUGGUUCCUGGACCCAUUCCAUUCAAUUACAUCAUAAACCUUGUGGCCUUCCCCCUACAGCCUCCCCCUCCAGGCACAUCCCACCUAACUCCCAGUUGGUUGGCUUGACCUUCUCUUUUACCCUACAUGCCUGUG
Messenger RNA from Lynx canadensis (Canada lynx), 4378 nucleotides. RefSeq names its product retrotransposon Gag like 9 (gene RTL9). The transcript is spliced from 2 exons. The record is from RefSeq and is a predicted model, not a curated record. The coding region runs from base 1 to 4191 and encodes 1396 amino acids. Lineage: Eukaryota; Metazoa; Chordata; Mammalia; Carnivora; Felidae.